Messenger RNA from Vigna radiata var. radiata (mung bean), 1734 nucleotides. RefSeq lists its product as uncharacterized. The record is from RefSeq and is a predicted model, not a curated record. Lineage: Eukaryota; Viridiplantae; Streptophyta; Magnoliopsida; Fabales; Fabaceae. The transcript is spliced from 7 exons. Bases 76 to 1455 code for a protein of 459 amino acids.
CACCCUUUCAAUACUUUGUCUUGUACCAUCACCAUGGCUUAUUCUAUUCUUUCCCUCUCAAUUUCAAAAGUUUGAAUGCACGCAAACGCUGCGUCUCACUUCAAUCACGCUGCCAUGGACGCAGCUGCUAACGGUGACGGAGUUCCGUCUCAUCCGUUGUUCGUGUCCGUGACCGGAGUCUCCGCCUCUCGCCGCCGCCUCUCCGCAAGCUUCGUGGAGCGGAGCCGGCCUGUCUCCUCGGAGAAGCCGAUGGCGUGGUUAUCGCUCCAGGGAAGGCUCCUUAACGCCGAUGAAGCCAGCUCGGCGAGAACCAUCGGCGGCGGCUUAAGCGCCGAACAAGCCCUCGCUUGGGACCUCUUCCCUCCAAUCCAUAGGUUCCUCGUAGUCGCCGUCAUUGGCGCUGCCGUUGCACGCUCCCGGAAAGACCUUCGCAUAUGCCACCUCGAAAAAUCCGUUGAACUAAGGGACCAGGUGCUGUCGAGCAUGCAGCAGAAGCUUGACACUCUUUGCGAGUUGGUUAACAAUUCUAAGGAAUACUCAACUACGAAAAAGCCGUGUGACAAGGAUGGGGAAUUGCAAUUGAAUGAGACUUUUGGAACUGAGAAAGUUAAGCUUGUUGAUUGCGGUUGUUGGCACUGUGAACAGCACUCUGCUUUCUUUAAUGAAGGUGCCUCACCUGCUAGAAACUCCGGUGCAAAUGAGGUGCUGCAAUAUAAGACUCCCUUCCCUAAUGAGGAUCAAGAAGAACGAAGAAUGUCUGACAUGUCAGAUUGGGCUUCAAGUGUUACAUCUUCUGCCGAUAUCCAGUUAAACAAUUUGGCUGUAGAACAAGAUAUUUACAAUCUUAGGAAAGAUUGUGAAGAGAAGGAUACCACAAUAAAGGAGCUUACAACUCUGUUAAGCUCUAACGAGGUUGCUAAUUGCAAGAGGAUUGCUGAAUUAGAGGACAUUAUACGGAGGAAGAAUACAACAAUUUCAAAAUUAAAGAAAGACAUGUCUGUUCUUGAACAAAAGGUUGUGCAGCUUACUAGACUUCGUCGACCCUCUUUUUCUCCCAGUGGCUCAAAUGACAGUCCUCUCCCGCGAAUUAUGAUAGAUAACCUUCUUUAUGAUAUGGAGAGCACCUCCAGCUCCUCGUCUUCUGAUUCGGAUAGUUCCUCUGUCGUAAAAGAAUCGAAUCUUCCGGCUGAUAUUGUCUUGAAACAGGAUUCUGCCUCCAAAAUUGAUCAGAAACAUACACCGGGAAAAGUAUCCAGUUCAUCAGGUAGAGUUUUUGAACGCCACUCGAAGUCUCGAUCCAUUAGUCCUCGUAGAGAAGCCUCAAGUAGCCGAAAAUCUAAUGCAGCUUCUUCUUCAGUCCAAAAGCAAUUAUCAGCUCGUGGAGACUUGAAAAAGACUAGAAGACGAUCUCUUAAUGGAGACAAGAGUACGACUGCGCACAAGAGAUGGGUAUAGCUCUUCUGGAAUGCAUGUUUGUGGUAUAGUGUGUCCUAUACCAUGCAAUUAUCCUAUCCAACGGAAAUGAAGUGGCAAACAGAAGAUGGUAAAUUCUUUAUGGGCUUAUAUAUCAGUUGAAUACUUUAGCAGUGGCACAUUAUGGUUAGACUGGUAGACCACAACACAGAGGCAGGGAUUUUCUUCAAAUCUGUUAGUGCUUUCUAGCAGUUGGUUUAUCCUUCACUUCAUGGAUUUUUACUCAUUAAAUCCAAUUGAUCGAUGGGUAUCUUUCUAUCA